Canis lupus familiaris (dog) is the source of this 323-nucleotide messenger RNA. RefSeq names its product transmembrane protein 258. Lineage: Eukaryota; Metazoa; Chordata; Mammalia; Carnivora; Canidae. The record is from RefSeq and is a predicted model, not a curated record. The transcript has a single exon. Gene Ontology annotation, cellular component: membrane-bounded organelle. Gene Ontology annotation, biological process: protein N-linked glycosylation. The coding region runs from base 49 to 288 and encodes 79 amino acids.
ACGUGUUAUUCCGGUGGCAGAGCGGUGGAUGAGCCUACACCUGGCGAGAUGGAGCUCGAGGCCAUGAGCAGAUACACCAGCCCAGUGAACCCUGCCGUCUUCCCCCAUCUGACCGUGGUGCUAUUGGCAAUUGGCAUGUUCUUUACCGCCUGGUUCUUCGUUUAUGAGGUCACCUCCACCAAGUACACUCGGGAUAUCUGCAAAGAGCUCCUCAUCUCCUUGGUGGCCUCACUCUUCAUGGGUUUUGGAGUCCUCUUCCUGCUGCUCUGGGUUGGCAUCUACGUAUGAGCUCCCAAGGGUUCCAACAAGGUGGCUUCACUGAA